Messenger RNA from Arachis duranensis, 1198 nucleotides. RefSeq lists its product as uncharacterized. Gene Ontology annotation, biological process: translation. Gene Ontology annotation, molecular function: structural constituent of ribosome; 5S rRNA binding. Lineage: Eukaryota; Viridiplantae; Streptophyta; Magnoliopsida; Fabales; Fabaceae. The transcript has 2 exons. Bases 539 to 922 code for a protein of 127 amino acids. Gene Ontology annotation, cellular component: ribosome. The record is from RefSeq and is a predicted model, not a curated record.
UUCCACAGAUCAGAAACGAACCCUAGCCUUCAGUCUUCAGUUCACUCAGACACCACUCUCGAGCCUCCACCCUGCAGCCCUCCACUCUCACCUCGAGCUUCCGGCGCAACCUCCGUCCAGCCACCGCCGCCGUCGCAACACCUCCGUCGAAGUCACUCACCGUCGCAAGUUCGUGGAGCCAGCUUGGAGAUUCGCGCAGCCCUUUCCGUCGCGAAGUCAGCCGUGGAAAUCGCAGCCACCGCCACCACUCCUUGCCGUCGCGCAUUGUCGUCCUGAGUGACCUGAAGCCCUUUUCCCCCCUCUCGAGCCCCAUUCCUGAUUCCUCAGUCUCAUACAUACUCUCAUUAUUUCUCCCCAAAACACAACCCUAGCCUCCAUCGCGCCGCCGUUGGUCGCACUGUCGCCGCCUGGUUCGUCGUGGCCGUUCUUCAAUCCUCCUGUUUCGUCGUGCUCGAAGGCCCUUCCAUUCCCCCAACGCCAAUCCUCCUACUGAUUGAUGAUAAAUUGAUACCGAUAAAUUGUUACUGAUAACUGAAGAAUGACUGUUUUGAAGCGGUAUGUGCUGAGAAUAUUCAUAUCCUUGAAACACAUUACGGCAAACGUGGUGGAUAGAAACCAUGGUCAUAUUGUAGCAACCUCCUCCACGGCAGAGCACUCCAUUAAACAGUCGCUUGAGUGUGGCCGGUCCUGCAAUGCGAAAGCAGCUGCUGUCGUUGGGGAGAUAUUGGCCAUGCGGCUCAAAGUUGAGGGCCUUAAGGAUGGACAAGGAAGAGGAAUUCAUGUCAAUGUAACUAAGGAAAUAGAGAAGAAGGGAUUUAAGAGCCAAACCAAGGUUUGGGCUAUUGUUAAUGCCCUUAAAAACAAUGGUGUUAAACUCAUAGAUGAAGAUGAUGGUAACGAUUCUUCUCCUAGCCAUUCAUAAAAUGUCUUUUGUAUAUCUAUAAAUAUAUUAGAAUGUUUUUGUAUUCCAAUGAUAAUAUAGAAAUGCAGUGAUUCUUGUACUAAGAACAUCUUUGCAAUAUACAAAUACACCUAUCUUCUGUUAUAUUGAUAGUAAAUGUAAAUCAGAAUAACGUGUACUAGAUGCUGUCAUUUUUGUCACUUAGUUCUGUAUUUUGGGCUGCCACUUUCAUUUGGCAUGCAUAUACUGUAGUAGCUGCAUUAGUCACAGAAAUUUUAUGUCCAAACAAAAAUAGGU